UUUUGUCUAAAUUUUAUUUGAAGCGAUGGUUCUCACUCUGUAUGUUUCACAGACGGUAAGUUAUUCAGCCAGCAUGAUAGUAAAAGUAAUUUUGCAACCUGGAUAGCACAGGGACCUGGAUAGUCACAGAGUUGCUAAGAGCAACUCUCAGAAGAAAAUUAGUUAUUUAUCAUAUAAUCUUGCUAAAAUUUUUGCACCUGUACACUGAUGAGCACGUAGAUCGAAAGUAAAUGAUCGGUGUAAGUGCUGAUACUAAUCGAUACCCGUUCGAAACGCUGUAUAAUAUCGAUGCAUCAGUAUUAUCCAGUGCUAUUAACGAGUAUUAUCUACCUUGUAAAUCUUCUAUAAUGCUGUACAUAGAAUGUAGCACAUUAAUUUCAACUUGUAGCGAACAGACACUAUUAGGGUAACUGAGCUUCAACAUUUUCAGAGUGUUGAGCAAUCGAAAUUACCCGUCGAUCGAACGUCUGCAAAGAGGAAAGUGAAAAAGUAUAUGAAGACAGAAAAAGAUCCUAAAAAAAAAUAUCAAAAGGUCACGAAACAGAUUAAUAUUAAAAAUUCGAUUAACACUUUAAUCAGUAAUUCUAAAACGAUGGAUACCGAAGGACAGAAAAAGAGUGGUACCAAAAUGGCGGCGCUGAAACGUCGGAAACGUUCGAAUAAAAGAGUUUCAAGAUCAGACAAAUUCUAUCGUCAUCCAAAUUUAAGUUUCGAGGAGCAACGAAAACGGAUCAAUGACACUUUUCAAGAAGAAAAUACGAACAUAAAUUUUGAGAAUAGAUUGAAUAUACUUGGGGCGUUUAAUUCCUCGAAUCACGAAAUUCCCUCCGAAACAAAGAAAUACAUCCCCGUUUUCACGAAAUGCGACACCGCUGAAAAUGCGGUCAAAACGAAAGAAAAUUUGAAGAACACCGGCCAUAAAAAUGAUUCCACGUGUCAGGUUUCGGAUGAAAGCAAAUCGAAGAAUUUGGUCGAACAACGAAAUAAAACCUACAUAAACAUACGGGAUCAUCAGAGAAAUAUCGAGCAAACAACGGAUAUACCGGAAUACGAUCCGAAUAAAAUUCCGUACGUGGAUGUGCCGGAUUAUUCGGACAUAAGGGAGGAAAGCCUGGAUGAGGAGGAUCGUAGGAAUAAAAAAAAGAAAAGCUUUGAUUUUCUUUCUAAAUCAUAUACUGAUCGGGAGCAUAAUUUGUCAAAUAAGAGUGAGUCAAAAAUAAUGAAAGGUGCAGAAGAGUCUUCCAAAUCUUUGGAUGUCGGAUCUGAAGAAAUUGAUGAAGAUAAAUCGUCGAAGAACACGAAACAGAAUGAAUCUUCAAGAAAUAAUAUGGAUAAUGAUUUUAAUAGUGAUUAUGAGUUACCUAAAAACUUCAAAGACCUAUUAAAAUCGUUGAACAUAAACGAACCUGAAGAAGACGAUGAAGAUAAAUCAGGAGAUUGGAAAGAAGACUUGAAUUAUAAAAAUAGUUCAAACUUGAAAUAUGAGCCUUCUAAGUCCUCCAAAAUCAAUGAUUACGAGGGGAAUCCUCCUCACACAGUUACGACAGAAAGCAAACAGUUACAGGAACCGAAUGCUAAACAUAAAAAAUUGAUGACAGAAGAGAAAUCAAAAGAAGAGUUAGGCGAAACAGAGAAGUCCGGGAAUCCCAUAAUUUUCGACAUAAACGAGUACAGGAAGCCGUUCGAUCUAGACGAAUUUCUUAAGGACGAUCCGAUAAUGAAAAAGUUGGAGUCGCUCGAAAAGGAGACGUUGUCCAAGUACGGAAAGAACGGGAAACGGGUUCCAGGUGACUUUAACGAAAGUGAUAAUGCGUUCGAGAAACGAUCGGGCUCCACGGAACGAGAGGAUUAUACGUCAAAAUGGAGGCGAGAUUUCGAAUGGGACGAUACGAAGAAACCUCGAAACAAGGUGAUCCAAGGGUCGAAAGAUCGUGGAGAAUCGAAACUAUUACGAUUCUUGUUUAAAGACAACGAGCAGGAUUCGAAGUCCGAGUUCGAUGAUGAAUUUCCCACGAAAUAUUCCAUGGAUGCGACGAAUGUGCAAAAGGACGAAAAAGGAAUUUCAAGGUUGGAAAAUGAAGGAAUAGAAAGUGGAGAUGAGACGGGAUUCAAAAAUUUUUGGUCCUUGGGGGAUGAAUUUCUGAGCAGGAAAACUGACAUGGAAGCGCAAGAACGGAAGUAGAUUUAUGAGCUUACGUUGACUAAUGUUAAUUAAUGUAAUAAUUAAUGUGCCGUACUAUGUAUGUCGUUUGAACUGUUACCGUUUAUUCACUCUGUUUAUUGUAACACACUGUUGUAUGCACGGAGUAAAGUAAAUGUACCCAUUAGUGAAUGUUGCUUAAAAACAAAAUA
Molecule: messenger RNA, 2352 nt
Organism: Megachile rotundata (alfalfa leafcutting bee)
Lineage: Eukaryota; Metazoa; Arthropoda; Insecta; Hymenoptera; Megachilidae
Product: transcriptional regulator ATRX-like
Source: RefSeq, a predicted model, not a curated record